This is a messenger RNA of Schistosoma curassoni, 2268 nucleotides long. The record is from the annotation of a GenBank genome assembly. NCBI's taxonomy places the organism in Eukaryota, Metazoa, Platyhelminthes, Trematoda, Strigeidida, Schistosomatidae.
AUGGUUAGUAGGAGGCGUCUAACUGUAUCUGGCGAUCACAAGCCCGAAGAACAGUCAUGUUGGUCCAAACCCACUGUUUAUCAUGCUGCCAUCGUGAUAUUCCUAGAGUUCUUUGCCUUCGGAUUGCUAACCACCCCAAUGAUCUCGGUUUUAGAUGAGACAUUUCCCAAACAUACCUUUCUAAUGAAUGGUAUCAUUCACGGAGUAAAGGGAAUAUUAUCCUUCCUUAGUGCACCAUUUCUGGGUGCUCUUUCAGAUAUGUUUGGACGAAAGCCUUUCCUACUUCUAACAGUAACCUUCUCUUGUUCCCCAAUACCACUGAUGAAAAUCAGUCAUUGGUGGUAUUUUACAAUGAUCAGUAUAUCAGGUAUUUUCGCAGUGACAUUUUCAUUUGCUUUGGCAUAUGUCGCUGAUAUCACAUCAGAAGAAGAUAGAAGCUGGGGAUAUGGACUAGUUUCAGCUACAUUUGCCGCCAGUCUUGUCAGUUCGCCUGCAAUUGGAGCUUAUCUUGGUCGUGUAUAUAGUGAAGAAUUAAUUGUUGCACUAGCUACUGCUAUUGCAUUUUUGGACAUUUGUUUUAUACUUGCUUGUGUACCUGAAUCUUUAUCGGAAAAAGUACGUAUUGGUCAUUUGUGCUCUGUAACUACAUUGGGUGGACCAGUUGGUAAAUUCUCAUGGGGUAAAGCUGAUCCUUUUGCGACAUUACGUCAAAUGACAAAUGAUCAUCUUGUUCUUAUGAUAUGUAUUACAACAUUUUUAUCCUAUUUGCCAGAAGCUGGACAAUAUUCAUGUUUCUUCGUUUAUCUUCGCCUAACACUUAUUUUAUCUUUAUUAAAUCGUAUUAUGCGACCAAAACGUGUUAUUAUAUUUGGUUUAAUAUUUGAAGCAAUUCAAUUAACAUUAUAUGGUUUUGUUACAAAUUCUGGCUUAUUAUGGUCAGCUGGUUUAAUUGCUGCUACGGGCUCUAUCACAUAUCCUGCUCUAAGUACAUUUAUAUCAACUCAUGCUGCAGCAGAUCAACAAGGUGUAGCACAAGGUCUUAUCACGGGAAUACGAGGUUUAUGCAACGGACUUGGACCUGCUCUGUUUGGGUUAUUCUUUUAUAUAUUUCGAGUUGAUCUCAAUGAACAUACAUCAGGUGUACAUAUAAUCAACAAGGAUAAGAGUAACUCCCUAGUAUCUGAUACUGUACAACUUUUACAAGAACGUUUAAUACCAGGACCACCAUUUGCUUUUGGUGCUAUUCUAGUUCUGUUAGCAAUUCUAGUAGCUAUUUUUAUACCGGAAAAGCAGACAUCACCUGAAUUGAGUCAUUCAAAAAUUAUCACUGAUACAUAUGAAUCAACACAUGGUGCCAAUAUUUAUGGCGGUGAAACUCGACUAAGGCGUAGUUCACCAUCAGGUCAAUCUCAUAAAACUACAGCGGAUUUUGAUCAAUUCACAUGUGGAAUGGGUGCACCUAACACUGGUGACAGUGACAAAUCGAAAUUGAUAAUGAGUACUGUUGAAAUGUCUAAGUAUAAUCUAAAAAGUGGCAUUUCACACAGUAAUUCAAUCGAUAACAGUGGUAUUUGGAAUCGUUUAAUGACUGGUCUUACAGAUUUUCGUAAUCCAGUUUAUAUAAAACAACGACCGAGUCGUGUUUAUCGUCAAUCAAAAACUCGUUUUAGUACGGCAGGUAUUGUAGAACCAUUUCGUCGAUUAUUUAUUCGAAAAACUUAUGAUGGAAAUAUUGGUAGUUGUGGUGUUAGCGGUAGUGGUGGUGGUGGAUUUCUUGAUCAUGAAGCACGUCUUCAUUAUUCCAGACUGCCCUUUACUGUUAUCUCAUCAUCAGAUAAUAGUAGUCCGAAAUAUUUAGACGAUAUAUCAAAGAAUGAUUUACUAUUUUCUAAUCCUUUAUUAUUAAAUCCUGGUGAAUCCGAGGAAGCAGCUGAUCUCAGUAAUUAUCGUGCACAUCAUUUCCGACGUAUGUUUAUUACUCCUAAUACAGCAACUACUACUCCUUUUAUUAAUAAUAAUAAUCAAAGUACUAUUACUACUUCUUCAUCUGAAUUUCAUCCAUCACAAAACUAUAAUCCUACUAGCUCAUUGUUAAUCACUUCUAAUGAAACUGGUCAAUUAAAUCCAUUGGGAGAGAAUGAAGAAGAUACAUUUAUUAAACAUUGCAAUUCUUCCAUAUCACCUAUAAUUAGUCCUACAGGUAGGAAAAUAAUGAAACAAAAGUUUUUUACAACAAAUUUUUAUAAAGAAUCAAUUCAUGAUACAUGA